Molecule: messenger RNA, 1598 nt
Organism: Prunus avium (sweet cherry)
Lineage: Eukaryota; Viridiplantae; Streptophyta; Magnoliopsida; Rosales; Rosaceae
Molecular function (GO): phosphatidylinositol transfer activity
Source: RefSeq, a predicted model, not a curated record
AGGAUUUGCAGAUGCGUCCCCAAAAGGCUAAGCCAUAAAAAAUAAUGUUAACAAGAAGAAAAGGCUUUGGCUUUGGCUUUGUCUAAAAAGCACGUGUUUUUGGUUUGGGCAUUUCAAUUUUCAACCUGAUUUCAGCAUCGGCCAAGAUUCGAUCCGAGUAAUAUUCUUGUUCAAAUACAAUCAAAGAACCCACAUCUCCAGCUUCUCUCUCUCUCUCUCUUGUUUUAAGAGUUGACCCGUUCUGUGGUUUGGGACUGAUGAGGAGCUCCGGAAUAGUAGCUUAGCUCGGAUUUUGUGAGGCCCCCAAUUCUUCUUCAAUCUGUUUGAAAAGAUUCUUCUCUGAGAACUAUGAGUACGGGAAUAAAGAAAUCCCCUUCAAAUGGCUCGGAGAAGAUUUUAUCAUUUGAAGAGCAGCAGGCAAAGAUUAACGAAGUGAAGAGGUUGAUAGGAACAUUGCCUGAUAAGUUGUCCAUUUAUUGUUCUGAUGGAUCCAUCUCAAGGCAUCUAAGGGCAAGAAACUGGAAUGUCAAGAAAGCUACGAAAAUGUUAAAAGAUACCUUGAAAUGGAGGGCAGAAUACAAACCAGAGGAGAUACAUUGGGAAGAGGUAGCUCGUGAAGCAGAAACAGGGAAAAUUUACAGAUCAAAUUAUUUUGACAAGCAUGGGAGACCAGUUCUUGUCAUGAGACCUAGUUGUCAGAACUCAAAGUCGACUAAAGGACAGAUUAGAUACUUGGUAUACUGCAUGGAGAAUGCUAUUUUAAAUCUACCUCCAGAUCAGGAACAAAUGGUUUGGAUGAUAGAUUUUCAAGGUUUCAAUUUGUCACAUAUUUCAGUGAAGUUGACACGGGAAACUGCCCAUGUUUUACAAGACCAUUAUCCAGAACGCCUAGGUCUUGCAAUACUGUACAAUCCACCAAAGUUUUUUGAACCAUUCUUUACGAUGGUAAAGCCUUUUCUAGAGCCAAAGACUUACAACAAAGUCAAGUUUGUUUACUCAGAUGAUGUCAACGCCAAGAAGAUAAUGGAGGAUCUAUUUGAUAUUGAUAAACUGGAGGCUGCAUUUGGGGGGAAUGAUACAUCAGGUUUUGAUAUAAAUAAAUAUGCUGAGAGGAUGAAAGAGGAUGACAAGAAGAUGCCUGCAAUUUGGAAAAGAGGAAAUCCUGCUUUGGCAGCCUCAGAACCUGCCCCUACUAGUGCUGCUCUUACAUUGGAUUCUAUCAAGUUAGAUUCAGAUUCUGAUGCAUCUGAUAAUGGAAAAACAGACAGUUCCUCGUCCCAUGGGAUAGAACCAGAAGUUGUCUCAGACCAUGACGAACUGGUGGCUGCCGGUACCAGAAACGCUACCGAAGAUGUACAUUGAGUAAAAUAUUGGCUCAAGGUAUAUGGUGACUUAACUGAACUGCUGUAUCUUGCUGACCCUUUUUGGCUGUCUGGUUAGAUACUAAAAAUUUAGAGGGAUUCUAUGAACUCGAGUUAUCAAUUUAUUUGAGCAUUUUGGAGACCCGAUGAAUGUAUUCGCCUUGUGUAAGGUAAUCAGAACUCAUGUAGUCCACAAUUCACAUAAGAGAUAUAGUGUCUGUCUCCGUUCUUUGUGCC